This is a messenger RNA of Fusarium redolens, 1020 nucleotides long. RefSeq lists its product as uncharacterized. Lineage: Eukaryota; Fungi; Ascomycota; Sordariomycetes; Hypocreales; Nectriaceae. The coding region runs from base 1 to 1020 and encodes 339 amino acids. The record is from RefSeq and is a predicted model, not a curated record. The transcript has 5 exons.
AUGAGCUGGAGAAAGCCAGAAGAAGAACUCUCUUGGUCCCACCUCGUUAUCGUUAUCGCCAUAGCGAUCGGGGCAUGGCUUUUGUAUCGGCAGUAUGAUGCUGCUGCUAAGAGGAUGCAACGUCGUCAAGUCAUUCCUUUUGGAGAACUGCGAAUUGUUAAGGAGGGCGAAGACCCAAAAUUCCAAAUUAUCGCAGUUCAAGCUCUGGGAUCGCAUUCUGUCAGUACAUGGAAAAGCAAGGAGGCCGCCAACAAAGAAGAAACAGAUUUACUCCUAAACCUACUCCCAGCCCACCUCAAGGAUGCGAGAAGCCUUCAGUGGGUUUAUAACUCAGACUGGGAAUACGAUGGAUCUGUUGCGUCUCUACCAGAGUUCGGUAGAGACUUAUUGCGUCAGCUGAACGCGCAUUUCGAGCGUUAUGAAGGGCAAGAUGAUUUACUCCCAGUCGUAUUUUUAGGGUACAGCUUCGGGGGUCUUGUUAUUAAAGAGGCGUUCUUUGCUACGGAAAGUAACGAUGAUUACCUUUGGAAGAUAACUCGGGGUAUUAUAUUCCUUGGAAAACCGCACCUAGGCUCCUCAAUGCCGCAACUUGCAACUCUACGGGCGUUCUGCAACAGAUCCCUAUGUUCCAACGUAGAACUCAUCAAAGCUCUAAACUCGCGCCGCAGGCAUCUGAAGGAAUUGUUGAACAACUUUAACGAUCGGCUAAGAAAAGGCGGGUUAAGAGUCAUGCCUAUCGUAUCCAUUUCUGACACAAAGCCUAUGUAUCAGUUCGUACUACCUAUAGGACUGGUCAUUGAUUCGUUCUCCUCAGAAAUACAUGCUGUUGAGAGGUUGCAAUCGGCAUGCAGUCAUACAGAAUUAAACAUAUUCACCGGUGUCGACGAUCAGCGGCCUCAACAGCUGGUCCAUUACAUCAAAAGCGUCACGCCACCAUAUAUCCCGGAAACCACCGACAAAAUAAUAUGGGACUCUUGCUAUGCAGAUGGUGAGCUAAAGGUCGAUCGCCUGUCUGGGUAA